AUGGCAGUCACCGCCGCCGCGACAAUAGGACGGGCACAGACUCGGUGGAAGUUUUCAAACUGGAGCUGACUUGGCGCCACGGUAGGCAACACAGCGAUGUAGCACCAUCGGGGGAAAACUCGUCUUGUCAUGGAAAUAAUUGCUACACUGUGCCUCUUUUGAAUUUUCGAAAACUUAUCAGGUAUCAUCAGGCUGUUUAGAUCCGUUUCGUUUGCCAGGUUUGUGCUGAAUCGGUUCCGUUAUAGAUUUAUUUUUUGCGCUGUAUGUUGUGCAUUUUAUGCAUGAUCAGCUCCAGUUUGAAGAGUUCCAAAUUGACGCUUCCAUAGACCACGUCGCACGAGCAGCUCGUGGUGGAGGUUAUGACAAAUAAAAAACGUUUCGUGUUGCGCAGCGACCGGCAAGGACAAAACUUGUGAUGCAAUUAUCAGACAUUGUUACAGCAACAUGCUCGGAGAAUUGGAGGUGGUGGCCGUGCUUCAUCUUCUCACUUUCGCCGUGUACAAUUUCGCAUGGAAGCAACAAGUUUUACGUCCUUGUCGGGCUCAAGAAAUGCCAAAAUUUCCUUUGCAUACCACCCGGCGUCGAUCCGGGUACAACUGCGGGCGGAGAUUACACAACCAGCCCAACCGACGCCGACCGGCACGUCCAGCGGCACCUUUUCGAGGAGCUCCCGAUUCCGGUCUGCCUGCACCACACCAGCGGGGUCGACCAGAUCCAACUACCACCCUCGCUUUUCCGGGUGAUCGAGGGGAAGCCCAAGGCGGUUGUGGUUCGCGAACAGGGAGAGUACAAAGCUGGUGCAAAAAGCGGUACAAACCUGAAAAGUAGUUCAUCAUCGGCUCCCGACAAAAACCCCCGCAACGUGAUUCUCAUGGUUUUCCUCUCCUUCAACACCCCGGAGUUCCGCGACUGUCCCGCGACCGUCCGCUUUUCAGCAGGAGCUUCGACGGUCAACAAAAGCAGCAAAUUAUCGGCGAAUCACGCGUUCGACGUCAUUCGCAUUGGUCUCCCGCUCCUGGCCC
Molecule: messenger RNA, 1022 nt
Organism: Amoebophrya sp. A120
Lineage: Eukaryota; Dinophyceae; Syndiniales; Amoebophryaceae
Source: the annotation of a GenBank genome assembly